This is a messenger RNA of Vicia faba (fava bean), 1794 nucleotides long. Lineage: Eukaryota; Viridiplantae; Streptophyta; Magnoliopsida; Fabales; Fabaceae. The record is from the annotation of a GenBank genome assembly.
AUGAACAACGAAAUCGAAUUGGUUCAACUUUGCAUAAACGCAGCUUGCAAAACCAAACAAACCGUUGACAAAUGGCGCUUACAGAGACGCUCUCUCGAUCGCAUACCUUCUCAUCUCGCCGACGCUCUCCUCCGCCGCCUCAUCACUCGCCGCCUCCUCCACCCCUCCCUCCUCGAGGUUUUCAAACACAGUGCGGAAGAGAUUGAUUUGAGAGGCGAAAACGCCGUUGAUGCAGAAUGGAUGGCCUAUUUAGGAGCAUUUCGUCAUUUGCGCUAUUUAAAUAUUGCAGAAUGUCACCGAGUCAAUUCUUCAGCUCUUUGGCCUACUGCAGGAAUGAAUAGUCUUAAAGAGUUGGAUCUAUCUAGAUGCGCGAAAAUUAAUGAUUCUGGAAUUAAUCAUAUACUUUCCAUUUCUAAUUUGGAAAAGUUGCACAUUUCGAAAACUGGUGUUACUGCCAAAGGAAUUAAGCUACUUGCUUCGCUAAAAAACUUGUCUCUUCUUGAUUUGGGUGGUUUGCCGGUGGAUGAUGCGUGUUUAGCUUCGUUACAGGUACUGGAAAAUCUUCAACAAAUUGAACUCUGGGGUAGUAAAGUAUCAAACGAAGGCGCUGCCCUUCUUAAUACGUUCCCCAAGUUAACCCAUCUAAAUCUUGAUUGGACCAGCGUCACAAAACUGCCUAAUUUAUCGACUCUUGAAUGCCUCAAUAUGAGUAAUUGUACUAUUGACUCUAUUCUCAAAGAUGAUAAAUCUCCUUUGACAAAGCUUAUUUUCUCUGGGUCUAAAUUCCUGAAUGAAGCAGAAACCCUAUUGUACGCAAAUACAAAUUUCUUGUCCUUUCUAGACUUGGCCCAUACUGGCCUUGACAAAUUCUUCUUUCUAAGUAAACUGAAAGUAAUAGAACAUCUCAAUCUCAGCUCAUGUAUGAUGGAUGAUGAUUCAGUUGAGAUGGUUGCAUGUAUUGGUGGAAAGUUGAAAAGUCUGAAUCUGAGUGGUACUUGGGUUACCUCUGCUGGAGUAGGGAUUUUAGCUGGACAUGUUCCCAAUCUUGAAAUUCUGUCACUAUCUCAAACAUCAGUGGAUGAUACUGCCUUCUCAUUUAUCAGCAUGAUGCCUUCAUUGAAGGAUGUUGAUCUGAGCAGUACAAACAUUAAAGGGUUUUUGAACCAGGGAAGUAAUGACUUGGAGUCUCUCUCUCUAACGACCAUACAAAAUCUUAAACAAUUAGAAAGGUUGAAUUUGGAGCACACUCAAGUCAUCAAUGAAGCUUUAUUCCCUUUAUCAAGCUUCCAAGAGCUGAGAUAUUUAUCUCUUAAAAGUCCUUCACUUGCAGACAUCUCACUUUACCAUCUAUCAUCAGUUCCCAAAUUGACAAAGCUAAGUAUCUGUGAUGCGGUGUUGACAAAUUAUGCUCUUGGAAAGUUUAAGGUUCCUGAAACUCUCAAACUAAUGGACCUCAGAGGUUGUUGGCUCUUAACAAAAGAAGCUAUCUUAUCAUUCUGUAGAAAUCAUCCACAAAUUGAAGUAAGGCAUGAACUUGUUACGGUACUUCCCUUUGAAGAAAAUGGACGUCAUCAUCAUUCAUCUCCAUCUCGAUUAACUUCAAGAACUAUGCAAGCAACUAGGAAGAAAGAACAAACGUCCUUAUCUCCAUCUUUUGUAGAUCAAAGGAUGAAAUAUAGCAGAGAUGAGUUACUUGCAUUACAGUUUAUGUCUUUGCCUCUUGCAUCCAGUAGUGAGAGGGACAACUCAAUACUUGAGAAGCAAUUGGAUUCAAUGUGCAACUCGUCUGCAUGA